Messenger RNA from Sclerotinia sclerotiorum 1980 UF-70, 318 nucleotides. RefSeq lists its product with no specific name. The record is from RefSeq and is a predicted model, not a curated record. The coding region runs from base 1 to 318 and encodes 105 amino acids. The transcript is spliced from 3 exons. Lineage: Eukaryota; Fungi; Ascomycota; Leotiomycetes; Helotiales; Sclerotiniaceae.
AUGUCAUGCCGAAUAUUCCUUCACAGCAAACGAAGGCUCACGGGUGAGGAAUCUGUACCUGGUCGAAUGCAUUGCGACUCCUCGGAUAUAUUUCAUGGUAUUGCAAGAUUAAGACUUACCUCGGAGAAACUACUAGUGAAAAUACCGUUGGAAUUGAUUCGCAUUGCAUCUUCCUCCUCCACUGUGGAGAGAAAGUUAAAAAGUCUUUACGGAGGACUCUCUUCGCCGCCGACGCGUGUGAUGGAUGAUGCGAUGCGAUGCACAGUUUGGAAAGUUCCAUGGGGUUAUGCCAUUAUGGUUAGAGGCUCCACCAAAUAA